Molecule: messenger RNA, 1455 nt
Organism: Cercopithifilaria johnstoni
Lineage: Eukaryota; Metazoa; Nematoda; Chromadorea; Rhabditida; Onchocercidae
Source: the annotation of a GenBank genome assembly
AUGUUGGUGCUGUUCGAGACGGCUGCAGGAUAUGCUUUGUUCAAGGUGUUAGAUGAAAAAAAAUUGGAAAAUGUGGAUAAUAUUUGGGAUGAGUGUUCAACACCAGAAAAAGCGCAGAGAAUGUUCCAGUUGGUUUCUUUCAAAAAGUUCAAAGAUACAACGGAAGCAGUAGAAAAUGUUACUCGUUUGGCGGAAGGAAAGUUGACUAAAGCGCUGAAAAAAGCUCUGAAGGGGAAAUUACAAAAGGGUGAACAACUUGCUGUUGGUGAAGUGAAAUUGGGAAAUAUGAUCAAAGAAAAAUUCGACGUAUCAUGUGUUUAUAAUACAGCGACUCAGGAACUUAUGCGUAGUAUUCGAGCAAACUUGGACAGUUUGCUAAAUGAGCACAAACAAGAGCUACGCUCUAUGAAUCUCGCCGUGGCUCAUUCGUUGGGUCGAUAUAAAGUUAAAUUUAAUCCUGAAAAAAUUGACACGAUGAUUGUGCAAGCAGUAUCUUUACUCGACGAUCUCGACAAAGAAAUUAACAAUUAUGUGAUGAGAUGUCGAGAGUGGUACGGCUGGCAUUUUCCAGAACUGAGUAAACUAAUUCAAGAUCACCAUGCUUAUACACAGACUGUAAAAGUUAUGGGAAUGAGGUCAAAUGCUGCAAAUUGUGACUUGUCAAGUAUUUUGCCAUCAGAGCUGGAAGCGCGUGUUAAACAGGAAGCAGAAAUUAGUAUGGGAACUGACAUAUCCGAUUCAGAUGUAUUGCAUAUAAGUGGAUUAUGUGAGCAGAUUAUUGAAUUGACAAAAUACCGUUCUGAGCUGGCGGAUUACUUGAAGAAUCGAAUGAUGGUGCUUGCACCUAAUCUUACUAUUUUACUUGGUGAAUUGGUUGGUGCUAGAUUAAUUUCCCAUGCUGGCUCACUGGUGAACCUUGCGAAAUAUCCAGCAUCUACGGUACAGAUAUUGGGUGCAGAAAAGGCACUUUUUCGAGCCCUGAAAACGAAACGAGAUACUCCUAAAUACGGCCUCAUUUACCAUGCUCAACUUAUUGGUCAAGCUAGUACAAAAAUCAAGGGAAAGGUAGCUCGUAAAUUAGCGGCAAAGGUUUCGCUAGCGACUCGAAUAGACGCGCUUGCGGAUGAAUCAUUGGGAACUGAGCCUGGAGAAAAAAGUCGAGCUUAUAUCGAAACAUUCAUUCGGAUAGAGCACGAACGAGGACCAAAGAGAAUAACAGGAAGACCUGCUCAACAUGACACUUAUACAUAUAAGAGUACUACAGCACGAUACGAUCCCAGUGCAGAUUCAACAGUAACAAGUUCUAAGAAACGAAAAUUUUCUGAAAGCAGUGACAUUGGUAGUGGUAGAAGUCCUGUUAGAUUGAGUGGGGCUGGAAGUAGGCAAAUUAGUAAAGAAGGCCCACCGCAAAAAAAACAGAAGAAAAAAAAGGUCAAGGAAGAAGUUGACGAAUAA